Molecule: messenger RNA, 234 nt
Organism: Penicillium angulare
Lineage: Eukaryota; Fungi; Ascomycota; Eurotiomycetes; Eurotiales; Aspergillaceae
Product: RTA1 like protein
Exons: 1
Coding region: 1-234 (77 amino acids)
Cellular component (GO): membrane
Source: RefSeq, a predicted model, not a curated record
AUGAUUCUGAUUCGGUCUAUUUACCGUGUUAUCGAAUACGCCCAAGGAAACAGUGGCUACGUCAUCAGCCAUGAGGUUUUCAUUUAUGUUUUUGAUGCUACAAUGAUGUUCUUGGUUAUGAUUGUGAUGAAUGACUUCCACCCGUCUGUUGUUCUAAAAGGAAACCCGCCCGUUCACUCCAAGGAGCAAAGGGGCGAGCACAAUGAAACUGAACUGGAGGAGGCGCGCGUCUAG